Sturnus vulgaris (Common starling) is the source of this 844-nucleotide messenger RNA. RefSeq names its product nudix hydrolase 7 (gene NUDT7). Gene Ontology annotation, biological process: coenzyme A catabolic process; nucleoside diphosphate metabolic process. The record is from RefSeq and is a predicted model, not a curated record. Gene Ontology annotation, molecular function: magnesium ion binding; coenzyme A diphosphatase activity; manganese ion binding. NCBI's taxonomy places the organism in Eukaryota, Metazoa, Chordata, Aves, Passeriformes, Sturnidae.
CCUAGGCAGGGGCUCAUGGAGGAGGCCCGGCGCCGCCUGAGGGAGUUCGAUAUCGGGGACAAGUUCUGCCGCCUGCCGCUGCCCAGAGCCGCCGUGCUGCUGCCGCUGAUGGUGCGGCGGGGGCGGCUGCACCUGCUGCUCACCGUCCGGUCCAUGCAGCUGAGAAGAUCACCAGGGGAAGUGUGUUUUCCAGGAGGUAAAAGAGAAGCCACUGAUAAAGAUGAUAUUGACACUGCUCUCCGAGAAGCUAAAGAAGAAGUGGGUCUUCAGCCAGAGAAGGUGGAAGUCAUCUGUAGGCUGAUGCCUGGAAUUGAUAAAAUGAAUAACUUGGUGGCACCAGUUGUAGGAUUCAUAGAGGAUACAUUCCAGGUCACUCCUAAUCCAGAUGAAGUGAGCGAGGUUUUUGUUGUGCCUCUGGAGUACUUUGUCAAGCCCUUAAAUUACAAGGCCUUCUCUUAUGAAACCUCCUCAGGUUAUUUAACUCGGAUGCACUGCUUUAUAUAUGAUGACCAGGAACAUAAAAAGUCAUUCAAGAUAUGGGGACUGACUGCACACUUUGCAGUAUUUCUUGCUCUUGUAAUUUUUGGAGAGAGACCUACCUUUGAGGUAGAUUAUGAUCUUGACAACUUAAUGUCAUCCUCUGAGAAUUACUUCAUUAAUUUGUAUGCAUCUAUAUAUGAAAGAAAGAAGAGUAAUCUCUGACAACUUAGUCUGGCAAUUAAUUUAUUUUUUAAGAGGAGAAAUGAAGUUUGUUUAUUUCCUUUGUACCUAAUUUUUUGAAAGCUACACUUGAAUUUCUUCUGAAUUGGGAACUUCAAUUAGAUUAAUAUAAUUAAUUAAUUAG